Messenger RNA from Quercus lobata, 2360 nucleotides. Its product is annotated as probable glycosyltransferase At5g03795. The coding region runs from base 139 to 2208 and encodes 689 amino acids. The record is from RefSeq and is a predicted model, not a curated record. The transcript has 5 exons. Gene Ontology annotation, molecular function: glycosyltransferase activity. NCBI's taxonomy places the organism in Eukaryota, Viridiplantae, Streptophyta, Magnoliopsida, Fagales, Fagaceae.
UAUAUAUAUAUCGAAGGACAUAGCUAUUUUAGCCCAAACCAAUUUACAGAAGAGCGUAGCAAGCUAGCAGCUCAAGCCUCAAAUACCAGGGCUGAUUUUGUACAUUUAGAAUAGCAAUUGACCGAGUAUUUUCUCAGAAUGGAUCAACAACUGUUACGUUUAUGUCAGGUGGAAACCAAGAGUUUGAUAUGGGUUACAGGCAUGAUGUUUGCUGCGAUUUUAGUGUUCCAGUAUUUUGAACUUCCAUAUGGUAACGUUCUCUCAUCUUUAUUUUCUGCUGAUAAGGUUUCGGUAGUGAGAAAUGGUAGCAUCUGGACUGGAUAUUCACCAAAUAAAUCUGAGAUGAUUAAUAACAUGACAGUUUCGAUUGGUUCAAACACUGCAUAUGCUAUUAAUGAGAGAGCUAAUAAUACCGGAAUCUUCAAUGGAAGGGACAGAAACCCACAGGAUGCUUCUGUACGAGAUAGAAAUGGAGGCACAAACCAAUCUCUAAAAUUUGAUGAGGAAAUCAAUGCUGAUAAGGAGUCUUCAUCUGAAUAUUUGGUAGAGCCAAAUAAAAUUUCCAUGGCUGAUACUGUCAAGAAUGUGGAUGAUGGAUCUGCACCGGAGGAGGCUAGAGAACCUGAACAGAGUUCUUAUGUCAAGAAUGAUACUACAAAUAGUAACUUUUCAAUGCAUAAGAUUGAAAAGGAUGAAAACUCUUCCACAUCAGAACAUAUUGAAAGUUCAGAUGCUGGUUUUGCAUCCCCUUCGCCUGCAUUACCUCCUAUGACUUCAUCAUAUGCAUCUUCUCAAUCUGUUGUAGAUAUAGAAAGUACACCACCUGUUGUUGAUUCCAACACGACUUUAUUUGAGAAAGACAGAACAACGGCUCCCGAUUUUAAUGAAAACUCUGGGAAUUUGAGAGGUGAACUCAAUCCAUUGGGUGAUAAUUCUUCCAUUUUUUCCCUGAACAGAGUCACUGGGGUGAAUAAAGAGCUUGAGAUGCCAACCUCUUCAGUGGUUUCAAUAUCUGAGAUGAACAAUUUGUUGCUUCAGAAUCGUGCUUCAUACCAUUCAAUGACGCCACAAUGGCCUUCAGCAGUUGACCAAGAACUGCUACAUGCAAAGUCACUGGUCGAGAAUGCACCUAUCAUAAAGAAUGAUCCAAGUCUUUAUGCCCCUCUUUAUAGGAAUGUUUCCAUGUUCAAAAGGAGCUAUGAAUUAAUGGAAGACACUCUUAAAGUAUAUAUUUACAGGGAAGGAAAAAAACCUGUAUUACACCAGCCACGACUCACUGGAAUAUACGCAUCUGAGGGAUGGUUCAUGAAGCUGCUGGAGGCUAACAAAAAUUUCAUUACUAAAGACCCUAGAAAAGCCCAUCUGUUUUACUUACCCUUCAGCUCUCUAAUGUUGGAGGAAACCUUGUAUAUAGCUAAUUCACACAGCUUUGAUAACCUUAUACAGUAUUUGAAGAACUAUUUGGACCUGAUUGAAGCAAAAUAUCCUUUCUGGAACAGAACUGGGGGAGCUGAUCAUUUUCUUGUUGCUUGCCAUGACUGGGCCCCAACAGAAACAAAUCAACUUAUGGCUAAGUGCCUAAGAGCUCUCUGCAAUGCUGAUGUCAAAGAAGGUUUUGUUUUAGGCAAGGAUGUGUCUCUUCCUGAAACAUAUGUGCAUUUGGUUAAAAAUCCACUCAGGGAUAUUGGAGGCAAACCUGCUUCCCAGAGGUCAAUUCUUGCUUUCUUUGCAGGAAAAAUGCAUGGCUAUUUACGGCCAAUUCUGUUACAGCACUGGGAAAAUAAAGAUCCUGACAUGAAAAUCUUUGGUCGAAUGCCUAAGUCCAAGGGAAAUAAGAAUUAUAUCCGUCACAUGAAGAACAGCAAGUAUUGUAUAUGUGCAAAGGGUUAUGAAGUCAACAGCCCACGCAUAGUGGAAGCCAUAUUUUAUGAAUGCGUCCCAGUGAUUAUAUCUGACAAUUUUGUGCCACCGUUUUUUGAAGUUUUGAAUUGGGAAUCCUUUGCUGUUUUUGUCUUGGAGGAGGAUAUUCCAAAUUUGAAGAGUAUGCUCCUUUCAAUCCCAGAGAAGAGGUAUCUCCAGAUGCAGAUGAGGGUCAAGAAGGUACAAAAGCAUUUUCUUUGGCAUGCUAAGCCUGAGAAGUAUGAUAUCUUUCAUAUGAUUCUACACUCAGUUUGGUACAAUAGGUUUCAUCAAUUAAGCCCCAGAUGACACAGACACAUUGCAGACCUUGUGUUUCUGGAGUUAAAUUGAAAGAGUCCCUAGUGAGCAAGUGGAAUAAGAAGCAAAUGAAAAUAGGCAGGAGGACACUCAGUAUUAGGUACAAGAACAGAACAAAUUCUUUUGAUGUAUAUAUUUUUAUA